AUGUUCGUGGACGAGGGCCCGAGUGUGGAAUCUCGUGUGCUAAGUUUCGAGGAGUUUAGCAGCGAGUACAGUCCGAUGAGCCGUGAUCGUUAUCUACGUUCGAGCCGCUACUCACCUUCGUAUGGCAACGGUAACGAGCUCCAGCAGGACAGUGGAGAUUGGGAACGCUACUCGAGCGGAUCUACUCCAAAUUAUCCGCGACAAGAACUGCCCAAAAGCCGCCGGAAGUAUGGAACGUACGGGAAGAGUUCGCGAACUCGUGGUUAUAGCAAGAGCUCGAUGGAUGUGAAUGGGUUUGGUCGCAAGAAGACGAAUCGUGCGGCGAGGACAUACCCCAACGAAGGUGCGCCCUACGGAAAGACGACGUCAGUGACAUUCAAGGCGGUCGCACCGAAGCCAAACUGUGCACAGAACUUACUGAUCGGAUGUACGCCGACCGUAACCAGGCUUCCCUGUUCGGCGAGUCUACCGUUCGAGAGUUACAGUGCACCCCCCUACUAUCCACAUCCACCACCGAUGUAUCACCAUGCACCACCGCUAGCCCACUAUGGUCCGCCGCAUCCAGCAGCCUACCCUGGCUACUACCCGCCUCCCCCAAGCUACUAUCCACCACCACCACCAUCACCACCCCAAACAAAGCCAACCUCACCGGGGGCCUAUCCAAAGCCUUCCGAAGCUGGGCCCUCCUACAAAGUGGCCAAGGAGGAUGAAGAGGAAGCUGUUCCCGGUUUCGCGGCCCCGGUCCAGGAAGAGCUGGGCGAGUCGGCCAAGGUGCCAGUUAUCUCCGCCUUCAACAAACCAUCGUCGGAACCCUCGAUAGGAGCAGCGGCUCCGACGGCGGCAUCGACAACAGCCAGGGCAUUGGUAGGCACGCAGGCGGAGCCGGAAAAAACGACCAGCACGGCCAACCCGCUGCCAGUGCUGACGACGACAACCGAGGCGAACGAGGACAACGACGAAUUCUGGGCCGUCGAGUCGAACACGGAGAGUUCAACGGACGCCGCCGUCGAGGUGGCGACCGCGCGACGCUAA
This is a messenger RNA of Anopheles coustani, 1032 nucleotides long. RefSeq lists its product as uncharacterized. NCBI's taxonomy places the organism in Eukaryota, Metazoa, Arthropoda, Insecta, Diptera, Culicidae. Bases 1 to 1032 code for a protein of 343 amino acids. The record is from RefSeq and is a predicted model, not a curated record. The transcript has a single exon.